UUCUUUUUUUUUUCUUCCUAAAAGCUUAUUCCAAACUUCAUAACUAAAUCCUCUUCGCAACGGUCUCUUUAUUCCAAAAUUUCAAAUAACAAAUCUCGUAUUCUACUGUGAAGAACCAUAGAAACUGAGAGAGCAAAAUGCAGAAGACCCUUCAAUUCAAACCCCAACUUCUCAUCUCAGAAGCAUCCGUUUUUUUCGAUUCAAAUAGCAAGAUCGAGAUUUCUACGGAUAACUGCUUCUCUGUAACCAGAUCCCCUUUAGUCUUCAGACCCUCCAAUCUCCUCUUUCCCAAUCAAUUCUCUUCUCAUUUGCUUUCACUUUCGAAUCAAUCCCACACACAAAAUCAAAUUAUAUGCGCAAGAAGUAGCAAAAGGCGAUUUGGGUCACAAAGAUCGAGAAAAUUCAUACUUGAAUUGGUCGGUUUCGUUGCGUCAAAUCUCAAUAUCUUGCCAGAGCCAUUGGGUUUGGUUAUCAGAGAAUUCGGAGGUGGAAAUGGUGGGGGAUUAGGGUUUCCUAAGGGUUUUGGAGGGGGAGGCUUUGAUGGGUGGAGGGGGAAGAGGAAGAAGAACUUGGGGUUUUUAGGGUUUCUCAUGGUGUUUGGUUUGGGGUUAUGGUUGCUAUUGGGGAAAGAAAUGGAUAAGGAUGUGUUUUGGGGAGGUUCGGGUUUGGCUCUGUUUGGGGUUUUGAUUACUGCGUGGAAGAGAGGGGCUAAAGAUUGGAUUUUAGGGUUUUGUUUUGGUGCUGUGUUGAUGGGUGUGGGGUUGAAGAGAGAAGAGUUGCAGAAAUGGGCUAAGGGUUGUAGGGCAAUGGAGAUUGUUAGGAGAAGGAAAAGAAGAAGAGCAAUUUAAGAGAAAAGUAACUUCUUGUAGUUGAGUUUUUUACGAAGCCCAUUUGAGAACUCCAGCGCCAAGGCAAGGCAUCCGCCACCCAUGCAAGACUGUCCAGCAGGACACUCAUGUCAAAUAAGGGACUACUAAGCGCUCAAUCAUUGUUUUUGCAUUUUUGCAAAAAGAAAAGGAAGAUUGCUGCAGCAUGGAUCACUAUUGUUGGCUUACUACUGCAUGGUCAUGGUGAGGAAGUCCUAGGUACAUCUUUAACUAUUAUGAAAUCACAACAUUUGAGUUUUAAGUACAAGUGGACAUGUUGUAUGGUGGAAGAGGGUCAAAGACAAUUUUACAUCAAUGAGAGGUCUUUUUUGGUACAAUGCCGAAGAUAGAUGGCAAUCUAUUCCACUAUUGUCAUCUGGAACACAUUUUCAAAUAACUGUAAGAUACAUGAGAAUUUUGAUGUCGCCGACCAACUAAGUAUAAAGCAAUUAAAGAUUUUGUGUUUCAUUCUGAGAUAUAUAUGUAUAUGUUGGGGUGUCUGGCAAGAAGUCAAGAUAGCUGGAGAGUCAGUGAUGCGUGAAAAGCUUGCGGGAUUGCUUCAGUUUAAAUAAAAUGUUUUGUUUAUGGUUUUGUAUAAAGGGAUUUUAUACCUUUGCAAAUUGCAGAGGAAUGUAUUAGAAUGUAUUCCAUUUUUGGUUUUCAGCAUUGUAUCAUGUAUCGAGUCUAUCGACACAUAGGAGCUACAUGUACUGUACACAUAUAUACAUUUGUGGAGGAAAUUCAA
Molecule: messenger RNA, 1611 nt
Organism: Cornus florida
Lineage: Eukaryota; Viridiplantae; Streptophyta; Magnoliopsida; Cornales; Cornaceae
Exons: 2
Coding region: 138-848 (236 amino acids)
Source: RefSeq, a predicted model, not a curated record